Molecule: messenger RNA, 1437 nt
Organism: Penaeus indicus
Lineage: Eukaryota; Metazoa; Arthropoda; Malacostraca; Decapoda; Penaeidae
Exons: 4
Coding region: 174-710 (178 amino acids)
Biological process (GO): intracellular protein transport; vesicle-mediated transport
Cellular component (GO): cytoplasm
Molecular function (GO): GTPase activity; GTP binding
Source: RefSeq, a predicted model, not a curated record
CUCGCUCUCGCCAGCGUGGAGGCGCGGACGUGGCGGAGGGCGCGUGGCGGAGGGCGCUUGCUCGCUCCCUUAUAAGACGGCGGUGGCAGGGCAGCGGCACUCAGUCCCCUCGGGAGCAGCGAAGUCGACGCCGUCGCUCCCACUCCUUCGACAGGAGCCAGAGAACCUUCGCCAUGGGCAUUCUUCUGUCUCGGAUCCUCAGCCUGAUCCAGAGCUCCCGGUCCUGCAAGAUUCUCAUGAUCGGCCUGGACGCCGCAGGGAAGACCACGAUCCUCUACAAGCUAAAGUUGGGCGAAGUUGUGUCCACGAUUCCCACCAUCGGCUUCAACGUGGAGACCGUCGAGUACAAGAACAUCAGCUUCACGGUGUGGGACGUGGGUGCCCAGGUGAAGCUGCGGCCUCUGUGGAAGCAAUACUACCAGAACACCGCCGCCCUCGUCUACGUGGUGGACAGCAGCGAUAGCGGGAGGCUGCGGGAGGCCAAAGAGGAGCUGGAGGCCAUCCUGGAGAGCGAUGAGAUGGUAUGGGUCCCACUGCUGGUGAUUGCCAACAAGCAGGACCUUCCCGGGGCGCUGUCCGUGCAGCAGGUGAGCGAGGGCCUCGACCUGCAGCGGCAAAACCGGCCCUGGCACGUGCAACCCACGUGCGCGAUCACGUCGGAGGGAGUGUACGAGGCCCUGGAUUGGCUGGCCAGGGAGGUGGCCAAGUGAGGCUGGCCAGGGAGGCCAAGCGAGGGAAGAAGGAAUCGCGGAGGAAGACGUGAACAUCAGGGGUACACGGUACACGGCUGGGCAGCGGAGAAGACACGACAUAAGGAUUCGAACAUUUGAGAAGAUUCGAACACUGGUCAAGUCAAACUUGAAGAGACCUGCAAAGCCACAAAUGAACAUCCGCAUUCAAUGAGGUCAGAAAUGACACAAAUCUUAAAAGGAAAAGUUAAAAACUAAGACUAAGAUACUUUUCUGCAUUCUGCACUCAUCUCCCAGAGCAAUUUGAGAUAUUAGCACUAACUAAUUUCUGUCCCUGUGGUUGUUUGGAUGAAACUUUGAAAUAUGAUCAUAUUUAUCUUCAUAGCAGGAACUGCGGACAUCUUUUGGUGCCGAAUCACGUGACGUUGGCGACCAGAUGAUGCCAAUACUCUGCAUCAUCAUGGCAUAAUUCGGCAAAAUACCCAUUGGUAUUCCAUUGCCUUCUGAGGCUCAGGAAUGAACUAAACGGAGAGCCACGGUUUAUUUUGAACCUUCCAUUUGAUAAUAAUGAUACACACACAUUAUAUAUAUAUAUAUAUAUAUAUAUAUAUAUAUAUAUAUAUAUAUACAUAUAUAUGUGUGUGUGUGUUGUUUUUUCAAAGGCCUCUCCCAAUUCAUUAUUGAGAGGUCAUUUGGCAGUACCCCCAUUACCUGAUUGGAUGUACACACACACACACACACACACACA